This is a messenger RNA of Culex quinquefasciatus (southern house mosquito), 1162 nucleotides long. RefSeq names its product fibrinogen-like protein A. The record is from RefSeq and is a predicted model, not a curated record. The coding region runs from base 47 to 1006 and encodes 319 amino acids. The transcript has 4 exons. NCBI's taxonomy places the organism in Eukaryota, Metazoa, Arthropoda, Insecta, Diptera, Culicidae.
UAGGUCAGAGAGCAAUCUAUAUUCGUUUCUACUUGCAGCAAUCAAAAUGAUUCUCCUGCAAACGUUUUUUGCGUUACUAUUUUUACAACUUACAAUUGCUUCUGACAGUACAGGACAAUGCCCGUUUGGCUAUGAAUUGAUUGAGUUUCGGUUGGAAUAUUUGGAAAACAAAGUGUCACAACUAUUUGAGAAGCUCGAGACUAUCGUGGGAGAAAAUCAGCUUGCAACGGAUGAGCGGAUGGAAAAUUUAUCAGCAAACGUUACACGGAUAUUGGAACUUCUAGAAGGGGUGGAACGAACUGGGGCACUAGUGGACCAUCAGAAUCGGCUGGAUAACAUUGAUGACGCUGGUGCAGUCGUGAACAAUGCCAGCACCAUCACCACCUGCCGAGACACCCCCUCGACCGGAAUUUUCCAGCUGAAGCUCCCCACCCUGUCACCAACGGCGCCCGCCCCGAUCCCCGUUCUGUGCGGUGUCACCCUGUCCCACGGCACCUGGCUCGUGAUCCAGCAGCGCUUUGACGGCUCGGUCGACUUUAACCGUAACUGGACCGAGUACCGGAACGGAUUUGGCGCGAUGGCGAGCUUUGGCGAGUUUUGGCUCGGGCUGGAGCCGAUUAGUCAAAUUACGCGCAGCGGCGGUGAGUUUGAGCUGAUGGUGGAGCUGAAAAACGAGGCCGGGGAGUACGGGUGGGCGAGGUACGAUCGGUUUGAGGUCGAUGGGGAGGGCGGGAAGUACCAGCUGGCGGAGCUGGGCGAUUAUGGUGGAACCAUGGGCGAUUGUAUGGGUAACAGUGGGGGUAUGAAGUUUACCACGGUGGACAGCGAUAAUGACAACUGGAGCAGGAACUGUGCCCAGCACUAUUUCGGAGGGUGGUGGUACAACUCGUGCGUUUUCAAUAACCUCAACGGAUUGUUCCAACCGAAACCUGGCGGAUACGGAAUCCACUGGAAUGGCUGGACCAAAGCUGCAACGUACAGCAGAAUGAUGAUUCGUCGAAAAUAAUUUAAUUCUCAUGAAUUUGACGGUAAAAUUUUCCUCAGUGUAUAUCUUUGUUGACAGUUCUCAAAAUACACGCUCACAGGAAGUAACCAACAAUCGCUUUAAAGUUUAAUCAACUCCAAAUUGAUACAUUCAUAUGUCAAUAAAUCAAUUUCCGUA